UCCAGCAUAUUCUACCUUCUUGUCGCUCCAGCAGCCCUCGUUGUCUGCCUGAACUCUCACCCUGGUGGUCGGGAAAUGUCAAAGAGAGGCCCGUGCCGCAGCAAGGGGGCGUUACGGGGGGAAAACAAUUGGCUUUAUUGUUGUAUUUUCACGCAAUUCGCCUUUUCUUAGUCCUACCACUAGAAUAAGCAUCAAAAACGACCAGCACGCCGACCGCCAAGUCCGAUGGUGUAGCAUCCGCCGUGGACUGCUGUUCGCAUCCUUCAUCUGUCUCGUCUCGUAUUGCAAUCAUUGCCAAACAUGAGAAAUGAAACAUUUGUGCUCUGGGACUGGAUGCUCUUACCAGCACACCCCACUUCCGCCAUGACACCCAGCAGAGGAUUCUGGGAUUGACGCAAGCAUCACUCCCACUGAUGGCCUGGACCAGGUUUCAGCUGGCCUGCUGAAGCUAUGGGGAGCUGCUGGAGCUGUCUAUACAGAGACACUAUCCGAGACAACCAUCUCAACAAAUUCAAGGUGACUAAUGUGGACGAUGAGGGAAAUGAGUUGGGCUCAGGAACCAUGGAGCUCACACAGACAGAGCUCAUUCUGCACACACGCAAACGUGAUGCCAUCCGGUGGCCAUACCUUUGUCUGCGCCGAUACGGUUACGAUUCCAACCUCUUCUCUUUCGAGAGUGGCCGUCGUUGUCAGACAGGCCAAGGGAUCUUUGCAUUCAAGUGCUCUCGUGCAGAAGAGAUCUUCAACCUGCUGCAGGAGUUGAUGCAAUGUAACAGCAUCAAUGUAGUGGAGGAGCCCAUGAUCAUGACCCGUCCCGGGCACGCGCCAGAGAUGGAAAUGCCUCGAACUCCACAGACACCCAAUACCCCUGGAUUCCCAAUGCAGGGUUUUCCUAAUGGAUACCCAGGAUACCCAAUCAGUGCAGACUCAUCGCAGCCCUCUCUCACCAACGACCACAGACACAGCCUCAUGGGACUGGAUGACCAAACCCAUACAUAUGUGAAUACAGUGGGCAUGGAAACUGACCUCUCAAGCCGCCACUGUGUCCACUCCCUGCCGGAAGUGCGGCCCACCACCUAUCCGGAAACCUCAACUACCACCACCAUACGUGGGGGCCCAGUCCCAGGCCAGCCUGGCAUGCACUGCUGCCCCCUGGACGACCCUCACAAAGACCCUCAGGUCUUCCUCCAGUCUGGAGCCCAGGAGGUGAAGUUCAUGUUGGGUCCGACUCCAGCACAGCGCCACCUGAUGGAAAGAGAGAGAGACCGUCACGUCACUCACCCGCUUCGAGCACCAGACGGCAGCUCCGAAACAGAAGGAGAAGAGACCCCGUCUGUACACAUGUGCAACACACACUCUUACCACCAUUGCCAUCAUCUAAUGCACCGACACCCUAGCAUGGAGCAUUGCCCAGAAAGCCAGCUAACGUACGAGAAUAUCAACGGACUCCGAGGGGCACGUAGGCAAAGGCUGAGUCCGAGCACUGUGUCUCAAUCUCAGUCUUUGGGCUCCAGUAGCAGUAGCAGCACCACCGGUGAUUCCCGCCCACACACGCAUCCACUUUCCCUCCCGCUCACACACACGCACGCUUCCUCGCUGCCUCCGCAGGGAUACGGCUGUGAUCGGGGUAUGGGGGUCGGUGGUCAUCGGCGCACCGCGUUGCUCAACUAUGAGAACCUUCCGUCGCUCCCCCCUGUUUGGGAAUACCGUGCGCUUCAGCGUGAGGAAGAAGAGGAUCAGGAUGAAGACGAGGAUGAGGACGAGUAUGAGGAGGAAGAGGAAGAAGAAUAUGAUGAGUAUGAGUAUUCUGAAGGGCCUGCAACCCCAAACGGAUACCAUCAGGAGAGUGGCGGCAGCGGUGGGAUUCAUCGCGAUGCCCUGCAGAACUACGUCAAUACUGAACAGCUACAGCCUCCAACACAUCUCCGUCACGCUUGCCCUCCCCACCCUCCCCACCCACACCCGCCUGAGAGGGCCAACCGGGUUUUCAACUUCGACUUCAGACGUCAGCGAGCGGGACGUGGCAGCACCACCUGCGAGCAGCACAGCCGUCACCCGCCUCCUCCUCCCUCUCGCCAGCUCAACUACAUCCAGGUGGACCUGGAGGGUGAGCCCUCUGGUUGCUCGGGACACGGAGGAGGGGCUCCGGUACCACAGAGACCUCCUCCCCUCAAACGUGGCAUGGCCGCCGCCGCCGCAGCGGCUCCGUCCUCCCGCCGUGGAGAAUGCUACGCCGUGAUCGACCUAAAGAAGACAGCAGCCAUGUCCAACCUUCAGAAGGCUCUCCCUCGGGAUGACGGCACCUCACGGAAGACACGCCACAACAGUACCGACUUGCCUCUGUGAGAGGGAAAAAGAGAGUUACAGGUAUGACAGGAAUAAAAAUGAGGGAAAAUGUUCAGGAAAGAGAGAGUUUUGGUGGUAUUUUCCUCCCACCAUUAUAGUGAAGCCUCUAUUUUCUCAUUUUCUACACUCAUACCAACUGCUGCUUGAUGAAAUAGUAACUCCAUUGAGCCGAACACUGAGCAUUUUAUUUAUUUAGUUUCUCACAUUUUGCGUGGGAAGGUUGGGAGAUGAUAGUUAACUACUACUCAUCACCGUGGUUUUGGGUUGCUGUCUGGGCUUUGGGCCAAAGAGUUGGGUUCAGAAAAAAUACUUCAUUCAGGAAACAAUCCGCAGUGUUUCUAAGUGUCUUAAGUUUUGUUUUGUCAUUUAUGGUUUAUUGAUUUAAAGGGAUAGUUCACCCAAAAAAGACAGCAGCCUACUAGAUAACUAAAAUAUCAUCUAUAUUUUGAGUGAUAUUAAGAUGAAUAGAUGAUUUUUAGGUGAACUAUUUCUUUAAUUUUCAGUGAGGCAGCAUAGUUUUUUGACACUUGAGCAGAACAGACUUGAAAUCACCAUAAGUGUUUCAUUACCACAUGUAAGAUAAUUUCAUAAUUACCAAAAUAGAUCAAGUUUCUUCUGUAACUAACUGAAGACAAGCUCUUCGUCAUGAUAAAGAUACUCUAGCAGUCUCUCUCAUUGUCUGUUUCAGUUCCCGUAUGUAGCUAUUUGGAGGCUGCAACGAGGAUGAAGAGAGCUAACUGUUCAGUAUUUAAAUGCCUCUUGAUUCUGCUAUCCUCAGGAAUUGAUUCAAUCAAUUCAGUUUGCACUUAUAGUUCUCAAAUUGUAACUGAGCCUCCCGUUAUUUCAUAAUUUCCCUCUAAGUUAUGGCAAAUUAAAGUUUACACAAUUAAAAGUAAUUAAUCAGAACAUGAUUCAUAGUAUCUCUUUGGGUUUGUGGUGGUUUUGAAAUGGAGAAUUCUAUGUUUUCAAGUGCUCUGUUUUGAGUGCUAAGAUCCAGACUUUGGCCCAGCAGAACACAUGGAAAGGGAGGAUAAUUCUGAUAUAGAAAUUAGCUUAUUUUGUUCAGUAUCUGAUCAAGCUUUUGCUCUUAGCACCAUUGAGAGUCAUUUUUUAUUUUGCUAUUUUUUUUUCUUUCUCUCAAAACACGGUCAGAUAUUGUUUUUCAUUUUCCCAGAAAUUGAAAGGAAAGAGCAAUUUAAAGCGGAUAACUGUAUUGAAAAUAAGUAAAUAAAUAUUUUCAAGUAAAAAAGAAAACAAAAAAUAGUAAAAGUAGUUAAAUAGUUAAAGUAAGAUACAAUAAAAAAAACUGCUAUUCUCACAUCCCCAGUGACAAUAUACCUGAGAGUGACAAUUCUCUGUGAAUCCGAGAGUGUAUUUAUGUACAUCUAUGUUUUGUAAAGCUACGUAAAGCACCAUAUGCAUAUUCAGAGGUAAGAAUGUUAAUUAUUUUUUAUAUCUUAAAAAAAUAUGCCAGGAAUCAUGAGGCAAAACAUAUUUAUUUAAUUUAGAAUUAUUUAUCUAUCUAGCUGUCUGUUCGUUUAUUUAUUCAUUUAUUUAUUGUUUCGUAUUUGAAUUAUUCGUAAAGUAGAUAGUAGUCGUUUUAGUGAUACCAAAGGUGGCAUGGGAAACCAGAGAACCUACCUUGGUAUUAUUUAAUGUCUUUUUUAAACUGCAGUUUCAUGUUGAAUAAUAACUGUAUUUGAACAUAUUGUGCCAAAAAUAUAAUGAUAUCACUGAACUAUGUGCCAUUGGUAAAUGUUGAAUUUUAGGGCUAACAAUCAGCAACAUGUAAAACAUAAAUGCAGCUGUUCUUUACAAUUACAUCAUGAUCAGUUCAGGGCUUGAUAAUAUUUUGUCUACAAGUACACUAAAAAAAACUAGACAUGUCAGUGUAUUCCCAAUGAAAUCCCAUUGUAUCUAUCCUAAUUAGUUAAAGGUGAUAUUUUAUAGUCUCUAACAUUACUGCUGUUUUUCAUUGGAAUUUCAUAAAUCAGCUAUUUUUAUAACACAGUUGGUGUUCUAAAAUGGUUACGCAUCUUUUUUUUUUUCAGUUUUAGCAUUUGCUUUCUUGUGGUUGUUAAUUCAGCCCUAAAAUGAAUUUAUCUCUCACCAACGAUACUGAUGUAGCUAUACAUUUCUGAAGUUAUGAAAAUUUUGCUAGGGACCUCCAAGAGCAGAGGUUUUUAUCUUACUCGCUGGGCAUGGAUGUAGACCCAGUUUUCAAAAUCUUACUGGCAGCCAUAUUGUUCUGAGUGCAGGGCUUUGUGGGCCUUACUUAUUGUACACAUAUUUUAGCAAAACAUUGAUCAUAACUGAUAAUUUAGAAAUAUCUAAUGUUGUACUUACUAUUUUAACUCCAUUGGAAACUAACGGCAUCACAGUAGAUUUAGAUGUUUUGCCAGAAGCCAUAAUUGAGAGAAAAUAUUUUAAGGGUCAGGUACCAGUAUCUUGUUUUUUAAGGAAAAUGUUGAGAGUAAUAAAUGUGAUUUUAUUUUUUUAUCACCAAAAUUUUCAAAUUUAAAAAUAAAUGAUUUAAAGAUUAUAUGCUACAUUGUUGUGACGUUUUCAUUUUGAGAGCCUUGCAGUUCAAUACAAUAUUGCUGCCAAAUAGUAAAUCCAAAUAAAAUCAACAUAUUACACUCACAAUCACAAUUACAUACAUAUUGUACUUUAAGAAUGCGAUGAUGAACUAUUUGGACACUUUUAGACACUUUUCAGAGGAUCGAUCUAGUUUUUAACAUCUAUAUUUUGGUAUUGUGGUAUGAUAAACAUUUUGCAAUAACAGCUAAUGGAGUCAUAUCAGAAUUUGUUUGAGUUGAUCACAAACAUGUUCUGUGAUACAAGUCACAGUUGUGUGUGCAUUCAGAAAGGACUGGAUCAGCAGUGGGUUUACUGUCUUUCUCAGGCCUCAUCUUGAUAAACAUGCGCUAUAUGUGUAUUUAAACCAGGCUUGAGGGGAAAAAAAUCUAGUCAUCUUGUCUGUAGGUGUGGGAUCAUAGAGAACUUGAUUGUGCCAUAAGUGAUUUUUGUCCACUCUUUUAAAAUAACGUGUAGCUAUAGUGGAAAUUUAAAGGUACAGUAGCACAUACUAACUAGAAUCCUGUGUUGACUUUGAUUGCAUGGGGCCGCUUUGGAGUGUAAAUGCUUGUUUUGUUGGUUGGUUUAUUUGUUUUAUGUUUUUAUACCUUCCAUACACCUCAUUAAUUUCAUUCAUUAUCAAGGGAAAUCAGCCCUUGAGUUAUGUGUUAGACCCAGGUUAAAUGCACUGAAAUUGUAAUGAGGUGAGCAAUCAUCUGAAAGUACUUUAAGUCCCUAUGUGAAAUCAUGAUUUUGCAAAAUUUCCAAGAUGUAUAAUGACUGAAUGUGCUUAUUGCCCUAAAUGGGAAAUAGUUUAAACUUUUUCAUUUUUUUUUUUUGUUUCCAUGAAACCAACAUUGAAACUCUCAUCGAGUGAUUUUAAUUCAGUUCUCAUCUAAACCUGGGAUGGUAUUCCACUUGAAGAGGGUUUCGCAGUGACCUUAUCGAAUGACCUGUCCUAUUGGCGGUAGAUUUACAUCGUCAUAAUAAAGCUUAGGCAAAGCUCAAUGACUGUGAUGUACUGUACAUUAAUGUGAAUGUGUCUCAAAUGUGUCAGAGUUAAAGAUAGAACGAGAGCUGCCCAUGCAUGGACUCUUUACCGGAGACUGCAUUUCUGAAGCUCCUCAAACUGUCUCGCUCUCAAACUGUCUUACUCUCUGUAUGAAUGUAUCACACAGAGAUGGACUUGUAAAAUGCUCAGAUGAGGUGAUUGACACUCAAUGUUUCUAUCCUCCCUGAUGAAAAAAUGUGUUAAUGUUAAUGUUUCGUCUCAAGAAUUCCGAUUUCAAUUCGAUUUUUUGAUUAUGUUUCUUUAUAUACAGUAUUUACAUUUUCUUGUAAGUAUGUAAUUCUGUGUAUGUACAUAACAUAUAUGGGUAUGCAGUUGCAGUCAGCUUCUCCUGUGUUCGUUUGUGUUGGCGCAACAGACACUACUUUUGCCACAGCCAUUUGUAGAAAGAGCAACGCCUUGACAGUCAUUCCAUUAGAUGGACAUUGCAGUCUCUAUAAACAGAUCGGAGAUCUCCUAUAGUCUGUUGAUGUUGCAGUCGCAACCCUUCCCCAUUCUUACAAUGCAAAGCAGGCAUGCCCCAUGUUGAAUGUUAUUUUCAGUCAUAUAAACUUUUGAAGAGAGAGGCUUGUAUAAUAAAAUGA
Molecule: messenger RNA, 6576 nt
Organism: Onychostoma macrolepis
Lineage: Eukaryota; Metazoa; Chordata; Actinopteri; Cypriniformes; Cyprinidae
Gene: frs3
Product: fibroblast growth factor receptor substrate 3
Exons: 8
Coding region: 451-2346 (631 amino acids)
Biological process (GO): cell surface receptor protein tyrosine kinase signaling pathway
Cellular component (GO): cytoplasm
Source: RefSeq, a predicted model, not a curated record